GUGACAAAACACUAACAACAUGAUAACGUGAAGAAAUGCUGAAUACCCUGCACCCUAGUCCCUAUAUAUCACAUGAACCAAGUAGAGAUUAGUAGAGAUUAGUAGAGAUUAGUAGAGAUUAGAGAAUACCAAAGAUGCCUAUCAAAGGUCAUCUAAGAGUCGUUCUUACCAGUUUCUAACUGUAAAAACACACACACGUGAAAACUCUUUUCUUCUCUACUACAUACACCACCACCACUCAGCCUCAACAAAAGUAUUACUCCACAAAAUAUCCAUUCUGACAUGGGGGAUUAUGAAGAACAAGAUUUUCACGUUACAGUCAGAGACAAUAAUAUAUCAGAAGCUGUACCGAGUUCAUCAGAUGCAAUGCAGCAACAAGGGUUAAAAAGGUGGAUUCAAAUAGCCAUUUGCAUAAUUUUUAUCCUUGUCGGAGAGUCCAUAGCUGUAUUACUUGGAAGAUUAUAUUACAACAAGGGAGGUAACAGCAAAUGGAUGGGUACACUGGUGCAAUUUGUAGGCUUCCCAGUUCUACUUCCACUAUACUACAUCUUCCCUAAGCAAGAAAAUGCACCAAAAAUGCAUCCUCCAUUGUUAAAGUUAAAGGUUGCAUCAAUCUACAUAGUCCUAGGGCUGUUCGGAGCAGGAGCAAGUAUGAUGUACUCAGUAGGACUUGCAUAUAUGCCAGUAUCUACUUUUUCUCUCAUAUGUGCAUCCCAAUUGGCUUUCAAUGCCUUAUUUUCCUUGUUUAUAAAUUCACAGAAGUUUACACCUUACAUAACAAAUUCUUUGGUUCUGCUUACCAUAUCCUCAGCCUUACUUGUGUUCCAAACUAAAUCUUCCCUUCCAGAAGGUGUUUCAAAGGGUAAAUAUGUCAUUGGUAUCUUGUGUGCUAUUGGUAACUCAGCAGGAUACGGACUGUCUCUUUCAGUAACAGAAUUUACCUUUCAAAGGAUACUGAAGAAUGGAAGCUUCAAAGUGACAUUAGAUAUGAUAAUUUCUCUGUCACUUAUUGCAAGUUGUGCAGCAACAGUUGGACUUUUGGUAAGUGGAGAAUGGAAGACUCUGAAAGCUGAGAUGAACGGGUUUGAGCUCGGUAAAAUGUCAUAUAUAAUGACUUUAAUUUGGACAGCAAUGUGUUGGCAGGUGUAUACCAUUGGAUCAUUAGGCCUGAUCGUUAAAGUAUCUUCCCUUUUUUCCAAUGUGGUUGCUGCUUUAGGAUUGCCGAUUGUUCCAAUACUAGCAGUCAUAUUUUUUCAUGAAACAAUGGAUGGAGUAAAAGUGGUUUCCAUAUUGUUGGCCAUCUGGGGAUUUGUUUCAUAUACUUAUCCUGCCUACCUUGAUCUUUAUAAACCCAAAACCAAUAACCAAGUUACCACUAAUGUAUCUACAACUUAUGUGAAUGAAAGUUAGUUAGUUAGUAAGCUGCUUCGUUGCUGUUCAGAUCAUUCUGUUUAGAAUAAUUAAGAUGUCACAAAUACAAUGGCAGCUAUUUGUGUGUCUGAUGAAUAUAAUCAUAGUUUUUCAUCUCAUCAUAAAAGCAAUGAUUUUUUCUGUA
Spinacia oleracea (spinach) is the source of this 1555-nucleotide messenger RNA. RefSeq names its product purine permease 21-like. The record is from RefSeq and is a predicted model, not a curated record. The transcript has 2 exons. Gene Ontology annotation, molecular function: purine nucleoside transmembrane transporter activity. Gene Ontology annotation, cellular component: membrane. Lineage: Eukaryota; Viridiplantae; Streptophyta; Magnoliopsida; Caryophyllales; Amaranthaceae. Bases 283 to 1410 code for a protein of 375 amino acids.